Molecule: messenger RNA, 1578 nt
Organism: Neoarthrinium moseri
Lineage: Eukaryota; Fungi; Ascomycota; Sordariomycetes; Amphisphaeriales; Apiosporaceae
Exons: 2
Coding region: 1-1578 (525 amino acids)
Source: RefSeq, a predicted model, not a curated record
AUGGCCAAUCUUUGGGGCUCCAAGAAGGACAACGAUGAUGGCGAGGCCGCCGCGGGCUCGGCGAGGAAUUCGGAGGACCACGAGCAGGCACCACCAGAUGAGCAUACGCGACUGCUUCCGAAUCGUGUCGAGUCAACCAACUACCUGAGCCCAGACGAUCCCGCCGUCUCGCCGUACAACCUGUGGUCCGUCCGCAUCGUGAGGUACCUGACCAUCUUCCUGACGCUUGUCACCUUUGUCUGGUGGGUCAUACAGCUGGUGUCUGUGUUCGUGACGCCUCCUGGAUUCCACACUCGAGCUUCCGGGUUCUUCGCCUUCAGCUAUGCCAGCGUCACUCUAGCCAAUUUGCUGUUCAGCCUGAUUUUCUUCGCCAUCCCGUCCAAAGCGGUACGGAUUUUGAGUAUCGUCAUGGGCGGCCUGUUGCUUAUUGACACCGUCUUGCUACUAUCUGUGGAAAAGACGAGACGUGAGGAAGGGUGGGUUGGUAUUGUGAGCAUACUGUGGGCGUUCCUCAUCGCUGUUUGGGUUCUCGCCACAGACCGAUUGGUUCUCUGGGGAAAGAAUGAGGAGGAGGAGAGAUUGACGGGCCGAGCUGAGACACGGAGGACCUUGGGCGAAUGGACCGCAGUCCUCCUGUCGACCCUGGCAAUGGCCAUCCUCUCAAUUGUCCUUCUGCUAACGACCCUUACGCUCAUACUCCGCGCCCUCGAUGCUGGUCUGGCACCACCAGGCCAAUUGUACGCCGUGGACGACGGCAAGUACCAACUACACGUCUACUGCCGAGGCAACAAGACCGACGCGAAAGGCAUCAAGCUGCCAACGGUGCUCCUGGAAGGCGACGGGCCAGUUGAGGGCGGUCUUUGGCCGUUCGCCGAUAACGCUGUCAAGAACGGCUCCAUCAGCCGGUACUGCUUUGUAGACCGCCCUGGAAUGGCAUGGAGUGACACCGCCCCUUCGCCUUCAUCAGCCGGCAUGGCGGUCGAGGCCGUCAGCGAAGCACUAGCCAGAGCCGGCGAGGAAGGGCCCUGGGUCCUCCUAAGCGCGGGCGUCGGGUCGAUAUACUCACGCAUCUUCUCGGCCCGCCACGGCGAUGCCGUCACAGGACUCGUCCUCGUCGACCCGUUCCACGAGGACCUGCUGUACCAGAUCGGCGCGCCUGGGCGAGGCUUCCUCCUCUGGAUCCGGGGCGUGCUCUCGCCUCUCGGCCUCGACCGCAUCCCUGGUGCGCUGUUCAAGGGCCGGACCAAGGAGGACCGCGUCUGGGGCCAGUCGGCAUACCAGACGGGCAAAUACGUCUUCACCAAGCUGCAGGAGAACCUUGUGGCCGACUCCCUGACCAAGCGCGACGUCACCAGCAGCCGCGCCAUCCAGUACAAGGACACGCCCCUCACCGUCAUCAGCUCCGGGGACCGAGUCCGCGAGGACGACGAGUGGGAGAAGAAGCAGCGUGACCUGUCGCAUCUGACGAAUCGUCUGCAGCACUGGGACAUUGUGAACAAGGCUCCGCAUGAGGUAUGGAGCACUUUGGAGGGCCGUGAGGUCAUGGAGAAGAGACUGAAGCAGAUGGUGUACAUUUAA